Molecule: messenger RNA, 855 nt
Organism: Gamsiella multidivaricata
Lineage: Eukaryota; Fungi; Mortierellomycota; Mortierellomycetes; Mortierellales; Mortierellaceae
Exons: 1
Source: RefSeq, a predicted model, not a curated record
AUGCCGACAGACUUGCAGUAUUAUUUGGAUGGCCUUCCAAACUGGCCGUCCACCGAGGCCGAUGUACUCACGGCCACAGGAUGGGUUCGAGAGAUCGGAGCUGUUUCCCAAGGUGAAUCCCUGGGCAGAAUGUUGUUCUCAGUGGAGAAGAAGACCACUGGCACAAUGAAAGCGUGGGUGCGCCGUUGGAAGAUCAGCGGAUCCCAUCGUCGUACGUGGUCCGAGUUCUGCAGCGAUUUUGUCCAAGAGACCAGACGAACGAGGACAUUCCUGAUUACCAUGGGGGAGAUCGCCACGAUUACCCAAGGAGCCGCCGAGACCUCGGCAGACUAUAUCGCCCGCAUGAAGUGCACCGUUGAGCUGCUACCACCCCAGGAAGGCAGUGAGAACAAGCCGUACAAGGUGUCUGAGGACUACUCGCAGACCUUCGCAUUCCACUUCUGCAAAGGACUGCACGAGAGUCACCCGUUCAAGGUCAAGAACAAGGAGACCCCGGCGACCCUCGACGAAGCGUUCAAGUUGGUGGAGCGCCUGUCCUCCGUGAGUCGUUGGGACGGAGUCGUUACCUUCGAGGAUCGGAUGUUACUCAAGAGUCGGGCCGCGGAGGGUGAUGCUCCGAGCGAUACUGUGUUGCUGGGCAAUACGGCCGUUCCUGGCAAGCAAUACGAUGGGUUCGUCAAAGAUUUCCCGAAGGACAAGGUUGACGAACUCAACAUGGAUGAGCUAACCGAGAUGUUCAGUGCCUGGACUCUGGCCGCGCGAGGAGAGCCUAACGCAGCUUCCAGAGUUGCUAAGACAAUUCGCCGGAUGAAUGUCACUGUCGCUCGCCGUGUCUUCGGGAGUACCGAACUCGCC